CCUGUUUGAAUUUCGCAUAUUGACUCUUCUGUCUAUACGUCUCACACAAUUCGUACCCUUUGCAUGGGAAGAUAGACAGCACCCCACACACGAUGCACCCGAAUCCAAGUCAGGCGGCAGCAACGUUGACGCCUCUGCGCCGGUUUGCUGGACAUGCAACCACUACAUGCUCUGCACAAGCUUCCGCGUACGGGAAAUGCAUCCUGGCAACGUAUACGGACGUGCGGAAGGAUGCAUGCAAGGAGGAAUUUGCAAAGUUCGGUGCAUGCCUUCGGGAGACGAUGAAGCGGAAGUGGUGACCCACGCGUUCGUCCACGAUGUUCGACGGGGAAACUCGCAGCUAUACCAG
Fomitopsis serialis is the source of this 349-nucleotide messenger RNA. RefSeq lists its product as uncharacterized. The record is from RefSeq and is a predicted model, not a curated record. Gene Ontology annotation, cellular component: mitochondrion. NCBI's taxonomy places the organism in Eukaryota, Fungi, Basidiomycota, Agaricomycetes, Polyporales, Fomitopsidaceae. The transcript is spliced from 2 exons. The coding region runs from base 93 to 299 and encodes 68 amino acids. Gene Ontology annotation, biological process: mitochondrial respiratory chain complex I assembly.